Messenger RNA from Mycetomoellerius zeteki, 884 nucleotides. RefSeq lists its product as uncharacterized. The transcript is spliced from 5 exons. NCBI's taxonomy places the organism in Eukaryota, Metazoa, Arthropoda, Insecta, Hymenoptera, Formicidae. The coding region runs from base 114 to 797 and encodes 227 amino acids. The record is from RefSeq and is a predicted model, not a curated record.
AUCUCUGUUCGUGGGGCAGAGUAACACUUUUAUCUGCAAGAUUCGUUCGUUUUAUGAAAAAACGCGUCGAUUGCAUUAAAUGUGAAUUUUAAUAUAUAUUUUAAAAAUAAAAUAUGGAAUAUACGUUAGAAGAUGCUUUUGAAUCGCUGGUAGAGAGAAAGAAAGAACAGGAGAAAAAUAUUGAAGAUCUGAUAAACAAACUAUCGAACAAUGAAAUUUUCACAAUAAAAUCGUCCACCUCACUGGACGACAUGAGAAUCAAACAGAACAAGUUACAUGAGAGCUUGCGUAAGGAAAUCCAACAGGUGGAACCCAAAGAUUAUCCAAUUUUGAGAACAUCUGACUUACAUGCAGAAGUGAUAAUCGAGCUGGAGGCAGAGAUUCACGACAUGCAAAAACUUCUCAAUAAUCUGCAGCAAAAGCUUUCCGACAUCCAGGAGGACAUUGCAUAUUUGAGAAAUAAGAAAGAUGGACUGAAUAAAAUGAAGGAAGCUUAUCUGGAUAUUACAGAAACCUUUGCAAACAUAACUUACAAGAAGGAACUUAGCUCAGUGAAAAGUUUAUUUUUCCAAGUGAAGAAAGAUUUGCAUGUUGUGGUGAACGUAAUUUUUCCGGACAAUGAAGACUUCCAGGAUUUAUUAGCGAAGCUAACGAAAGCUUACAUGAAAGGGGGAGAUGAUGUUUAUAUAGAUGUCAUACCUAACGAAUUGAAUUACAUAAAUUUUCUACUGGAAGCCGAUAUAAUACAAUACCAUCCUAAUGAUAAGACUAAAAUUAGAAUGAUGGAGUUAUUAUGAUAUCCGGUAAUUAUCUAAUGUUUUAAAUAUUUUUGUACCUUAUAAUUUUGUACAACCUCGUGCUACCACCGUGAUGUAGCAUAAUAU